UUUUUGGUCCAUGGUCCAUGCAAUAAUGAUUGUUGUAGGAGGCAUUUUUAAGCCCAUAUCAUAUUUGAUGGCAAAUUAUAACAUGGACUAGGGUUUAUUUUGUAUUUUAGACCUUCGUUCAAAAUAACUUUCAAAUUUUGUAUAUGUCGCUAGAAGUUAACAGUUUUUAUACUUGUAGCAAUCAUAUUAUAUGUCAGUAAUUAAAGUUAUUUGUUUACAUGUACAGAAUUAUUAACUGUGUACAGAAUGUGUUAAUUGAAGGUAUAAAAUUUUUGUAUUAGGGUUCACAAUGCAAUGUGAACUCUGGUUCAUGGUAUAACAAUUGAUACUCAGGAUAGGUAGCGCCCAAUGGCCAUCGUAUACUUGCAUGGUUCCCCAGAUUUGCCGACGCCAUCGAGUUCCCUGCACGAUCGAUCUCUUCAACUACCUCCAUCUAGUGAAGGCUAUGGGGAAGAUUAACUAUGUCAACGGUUUUGUCAUUAUCUAGUGUCGCAAGGUGAUUCGGAAAAUUUCUAACCUACCUGACAACAAUUGCAAGUGUAGGUGGAAAUUUCUUUGGGUUUGCUUGAGUGGUCUUCUCAUAUGCGCAAGUGCGUGCCACCACUUGAGACUCUGGAGAUUUGCACUACUGUCUAGAGGAUUUCAUCCAAGUUCUGUUCUUGGGAGGUUUAUCACUCUCUAGAGUUCUUGGUAGCAGCUCGACUUCUUCCUCUGGCUUACGAGGCCUCUGAUCAGACUAUCACAGGUGGUGGGUCGGUCGGUCGGACGAAGUAAUGCGAUUUGUCCUCUUUUAAUUUGUAACUCUUUUGCUUGUUUUCUGUGCAGGUCACUCAGUGAUGGGGUUUGGUAGUGAUCUUGAGAAGUUGAAGAGCACCGCUUCCGGGGAUCAGCACACUAUCGGCCGGCUACCGGCUACCUGUUGGCCCUCCGUUUGGUUCUUCCACUACUCCAGGCCAGACCAAAACGAUCGAGAAACGUCCUAUAGAGGCGGUUGAGGUCGAGACAUUUGGGGAUGCGCCUGUGAUUGACCCCAAGAGAGCCCGGUUGGCUAGGGGGAAUCCCAACUUGCCCAAACACUUACUCGCGGUACAAUAAGCCUACCAGAGAUGUUUAAUUUGUUAUUCCAGCUGAGUCCUCCAGCCGCAUGCCUUGUUAAUGAGACGAUCGACUACGUGGGGACGCAGUUCGCCCAUCACUUGUCCCAAGUACUUGCUGUGGCUGCCAACACAGGCGCUGAGGCUGAGUUAUUCGUUUGGGCUCGACUUGAUGCUAUGGAGUGUGGGGGAGAGUUGAGAAAGCUUAAGGAAAAGGUGAGGGACCUAGAGGCUCAGGUGGAGUCUCUGAAGCAGUAUCCAGGUUCCGAAUGCUGCUGCUCACUACGCUUCUCGACCAGCCGACCUACCCGAUUUGCUCUCAACGCUAUGCCCAUCUGAGGAUGCUGCUCUCCCCUUGUUCUAUACGUUGCGACAGGAUCCUGUGGGUCUGAUGAUGCUUCGUAGGGUGACCGCCUGGGGUUAUCAUCGAGGGAAGCAUGUCAUGCAGAAGUCUUUGUACCAGACUCUUGAAGAUGUUCUUCCGGAGGAUUGGGAACAGGUUCGUGCAGUGUUACCUGCAGAAAUAUCGCCACCUGUUCCAGAGCUAUUCAGUGAUCCCCCUACAGGUCCAAUCGGCACGUUUACUACUUCAAGAAAUCAAGAUCCUUGAUGUUUUGCAUUCUCUUAGUUGUUUACUGUUUGCUUAGACUUUGACCCAUGUGCUCGGGAGGAUGACCCAAUUCUUGUGUCGGUUAGACUAUUUUAUUUUGUUUAAGUAUUCUUCGUUUCUUUGCUUCAUGUUGUUUACAUGUAACUUCCUGUUCAUGCUUUGGUUUGACUGACCGGGUGUCCACUUUGGUCACGUGAAACCUAUCCUACAAAUACACAACAACUAGAUUGCAAAGAAA
Ipomoea triloba (trilobed morning glory) is the source of this 1942-nucleotide messenger RNA. RefSeq lists its product as uncharacterized. NCBI's taxonomy places the organism in Eukaryota, Viridiplantae, Streptophyta, Magnoliopsida, Solanales, Convolvulaceae. The transcript has 2 exons. The coding region runs from base 1107 to 1433 and encodes 108 amino acids. The record is from RefSeq and is a predicted model, not a curated record.